AUGCUACUAAAAUUUAUUAAAAGCCAAAAAGGCAAAAAAAUGUUGGUGUAUAACGGUUUUCUGUACAGCAAGCAUGAAGAGUACGAAAAUAAAAUUGUAUGGCGUUGCUCUGAUUAUAAAAAAUUUGCAUGCAAAAGCCGAUCUCACACUACUUCAGAAGAAGAAUCAGGUGGACCAAGCAAAACCGUAACUGAUAUAACUAUUCCAUCUUCAUAUUCUGAAAAUAAUAUUCAAUCACCUAAUACUUCGAUAUUUGAAACUAUAUUACAAACAAAUGGAAAUCUAACAAAAAGAAGCCGGCCAAGCAGAAAAGUAACUGAAAAAACUAUUAGUUCUUUAUAUUCUGCAAAUAGUAUUCAAUCACCCAUUAUUUCGACAGUUGAAACUUUAUCGCAAAGAAAUGGAAAUCUAAAAAAAAGAGGCCGACCAAGCAAAAAAGUAACAGAGAAAACUAUUACAUCUUCAUAUUCUGUAAAUAAUUUACAAACACCCACAUCUUCUACAUUUGAAACUUUAUCGCAAAUAAAUGGAAAUCUAUCAAGAAGUGGAAAUAUAAAUGGAGUGGCUGAUCAAGACUUAAUUUUUGGACCGGGUCAGGCCAAGGAGAACAAUUUUGGACAAUUCACGCGCACCUGCAAUAGUUGUUCUGUUAACAUAAGAACCGCCCUUUCCAUGACGUGCGAUGAUUGCAACUUGACUUGGCAUGCCAGAUGUCUAAGACUAUCUAAGGAUGAUGUGGACUUUUUAAAAGAACUUGAUACUAUCUGGAGAUGUCAAAAAUGUUCUAUCAUUCAAAGAGCUUCUCUUCUCGAAAACUAUAUCAAUUCACUUGGAAUAAAUAAUCAUUUGUCUAACCAGUUCAAAAAAAGUUAUUACAAGUACCAAAGAUCUAUUAGAAAAUAG
Molecule: messenger RNA, 903 nt
Organism: Melanaphis sacchari
Lineage: Eukaryota; Metazoa; Arthropoda; Insecta; Hemiptera; Aphididae
Exons: 6
Coding region: 1-903 (300 amino acids)
Source: RefSeq, a predicted model, not a curated record